Molecule: messenger RNA, 612 nt
Organism: Letharia columbiana
Lineage: Eukaryota; Fungi; Ascomycota; Lecanoromycetes; Lecanorales; Parmeliaceae
Exons: 3
Coding region: 1-612 (203 amino acids)
Source: RefSeq, a predicted model, not a curated record
AUGGCGGAGCGGCUGUCGAACGUUAGAAUGUCGAUGCCUGAUGUGCAUCGGUUGAAAAGGUCGGCGUUCAGAGCUCUGUUGGUAGAAAGGUUGGUGCAGCGUGGCACAAAGGUCAAUGCUAUUUCCCAUAUACCCAGCGAUAAGGAGGGUUCCACAGUCACAGCCAGCUUCGAAGGCGACUCCAGUGCCACUGGUAAUCCGCUCGCCGGUGCAAUGUCCGCGAACACCUACUUGGCCCAGCAAAAAGCAGCAUUGCAGCCCCUUCCUAUCACCGGCUGUCGCGCAACCCUGACAUUCCCGGCGGAUAUCGCUGCACGAAAAGUAGUCGCUGAACCGCACGGCCAGGUCAACUUUCAAUCCGGCCCGAGUGUGUGCUUUCGUCCUAAGCGAACCGCUCAUGCUAUACCGGACCGCGAGCGGGCCGGAGACGUGGCGGUGGUGGCCGACGACGAUUUUUUCGGCGAGAAGGCAGCGAUUUCGUUGACACACGCAGCGUGGAACGAGAACGGCGAGCUCCUUUUUCGUUCGGCUCGCCUGAGGAUGCGGUCAUCUGGUCCGAGAGGCUUUCUCAAUGGCCGAGUGUUGGAUGGGGACAACAAGCAGGGGGUGUGA